AUGGUGCCCAUCCAGCUAUGGGGGUGCCUGAAGAAGCCCCUCCUCUUCCUGGGCUGCACCUCCAUCCCCCUGGGGCUGCUCCUGCUGGACACUGCCCGGCCCAACAUGGUGCCCCUGGCUUACUUCUUUUUCACAUUUGGUAGCUUCUGCUUGUUUCUACGCCUUCUUGCCUGCUUGCUGGAGUACAGGCUCUGGCCACAGCAGGAUGAGAACCCGAACCCAGGGGCCUCAGGCAGCGCGCGGGACAAUGAAGCCUUUGAGGUGCCAACCUACGAUGUGGCUGUGGUGAUGCAACCAGAGAGCAGCCCCCAGCAGCCGGAUGACCCGCCACCGUACAGCAGCGUGAUCCCCCUGGGACACGAGGAGGGCGAGCCGAGCUGUCCAGAGGAGCCCAGGGGAGCGAGACUGCAGAGGCGAGGGGGCUCAGAGGGGUCUAUGACCCAGGGAGGAAACCCCAGUAGGGCUCCAGUCAGAGUCCGGCUUCGGGGACCGCGGGCCGUGUCGACUGAGCCUGACCUGCAGCGCUUGCGGAUAGCCCCCAAAGUGGAGCCUCUUACUCCACCCCCUGCUUAUGAGGUCAGCCUUGGUCCCCAAAAUGAUGACAGUGUUUUCUACGAGGACAACUGGACACCCCCCUAA
This is a messenger RNA of Trichechus manatus latirostris (Florida manatee), 639 nucleotides long. RefSeq names its product transmembrane protein 139 (gene TMEM139). The coding region runs from base 1 to 639 and encodes 212 amino acids. The record is from RefSeq and is a predicted model, not a curated record. NCBI's taxonomy places the organism in Eukaryota, Metazoa, Chordata, Mammalia, Sirenia, Trichechidae. The transcript is spliced from 2 exons.